This is a messenger RNA of Aspergillus neoniger CBS 115656, 2089 nucleotides long. RefSeq lists its product as uncharacterized. The transcript has a single exon. Lineage: Eukaryota; Fungi; Ascomycota; Eurotiomycetes; Eurotiales; Aspergillaceae. The coding region runs from base 34 to 1983 and encodes 649 amino acids. The record is from RefSeq and is a predicted model, not a curated record.
GAUCGCAUCACCGUGGAUCUGUUUGGAAUCAACAUGGCCGUUCCAUCUACUUACGAUGAGGUCCGACAGCACCUGGAACAGGUGCAGCGCGAGCCCUCCACUCGUCUGGACACGUCUCUUCUUGAAAAGUUGAAACUCGAGCUUACCGAGAACGUCGAUCGCAGAGUCCCCGCCACCCUUAUGAUCCAGAUAUCGCAGCUGCUCCCCGUCCUGCAGGAGGACCCGACUCCUCUUACCGCUCUUGGUGUCAAGGCUACGACGUAUCUCAGCUUCGCUGACCUUCACUCUGUCAAUCCUCCGAUCAAUUUCAUCGCCGGUUUCAAAGCGCCCUCGGAACCUAUCAACUUGUUGGCUUUGUCGUUGCUGCGCAAGGCAGGACACGCCGCUAGUGAUGCCGCCAUCGUUGCCGGCGAUCCGGAACUCGUUUCGUCUUUGGUGGAGCUGUGGUUGUCGACCUCUUCUACGGCCGUAGCACAAGCGGCGUUUGACACAAUUUGGGAGCUCUUGGAGGUCGACUCGGCCAGUCCGCUCGAGAAUACUGGACAUGAAGGCGAUGAGGCCACCGGUGGUCAAGGACUCGUUUGGAGGCGAAUUUUCGCGGAUAAAGAUGUAUACGGGCUUCUAUUUUCCCUCUGCAGUCUCACGGAUAAUGGACCAGGAAGUCUGUCCAAGCGCGACAAGACUGUAGCUCAGGGACGGUUGAUGGGUCUGCUUGUGAAGGCGGGUCGGCUGCAUUGGGACAUCAUCUCGAAACCACAAGUGCCAGAAGUUGAGAGGAAAUACCAGAGCAAUGGCCUCCUCCAUUUCGCUGCCUGCCAUAUGGUUGACAAGGAAGACGUGCUCAUGCAUAUGACGUUGAUUAACUUCUUCCAUGAUCUUCUGGAGAUUGAUGCUCCUGGUCUCAUCGCUCGGACCAUUGUGCAGUCAGCAUCCACCUUCUCCUCCCCAGCACUGGAUUUCCUCAUUUCGCAUAACAUACACUCUACGUCGUUGGAGUAUUACUUGGAUGAGUCAAAGCUCGACGCGGUGGACCUGGCUUACCUGUGCGGUCCUAUCAUGACUUACGUUGCGCAGUAUGCCGAGCUGUAUCCCAACCACUUCCUGCAAAACCCGCAGUAUCUACUGGACCGGAUACUGUCUCGCAUUGCUGCCUCGGUGGCGGUUUCGACCUCCCAGUGGGCGCAUGGGCCGGUUCCUAGCGGGCAGUUGAACGUACUUUCCUGUCUGCCCCGCGUUUUGCUCGUGGAAGCCAGCAAGCAAGGACUGAACCCUGUUCUGGCCUUGCCGACCAGUCCUCCAAAUAAGGAGGCUCUGGACGUGCUGGCCAAGAUCCUCCACGGCCCAGUGAAGCAGGGCCUUACGGACUCGAUGGAGUUGAAUGCAUCUGGCCAGAUGCCGACAGAUUGGCACAAAGAGGCCGCGGCCGCUCGCGCGCUGUACUUCAUGUACACUAAUCAGCAUACCAACUUUUGGACGGAUGUAGUUGCGACGGCCGAUAUUCUUGCAAUGAAGGAUAUUUCGUUGGCGUCAAUAUCCCUCAUGAGAUCCCUCAUCACUGCUAAUUGGCAGAUCUUAACGGGUGAAGUCACCUCGUCUGUCCCUGGGACUUCCCGAUACCAGCUUCCCACCGAACAAGAUUUGGAGAGUUUGUCUCCGGCUACUCAGGGAGUUCUGCCGUCAUCGGGUGCUUGGGCAGCUCUAACGCCGCCAGCCCUGACUAUCCUCCUGCCAUAUCUGUUCAAGCCUCCUCGGUCAUAUGCCGAGUUUGUCGGCGGCGGAGCAGGUGAUUCCCAGCAUGCGGUCUGGAAAGUGGCAACGGCGAAGCACGAGGUCUUGGUGGCGCUGUAUGACUGUCUCAAAGAAAAUGGGGGACAAACGGAAGGGUUCGAGGACAUCAUGCGUACUCUCCGGCAACGGGUGAACGAGGGGCCAUGGGGGCCUGUAUCCCAGACUGCAAACCAGGUUGCAACCGUUGGCCUGUAAGGCUGGUGCUGCGGAGAUGCCCAUAUCACUGGACGAUUUACGAUUAUGCCAUUAGAUACCUGUACUAUUUCAUAAUUUUCCAUUCAGCAAUAGCAAUGAAUCCUAC